AUGGUGAAGCCCGUUCGUAUCUUUCCCACGGUCAGGCAAGUCGACGAUUACAACGACAAAAUAACCAAGGAAAAUGCAAAGCUGCACCGAACUUAUUUAAUCAACGCAGUGGAUGAGUCGCGUGAAGUAGCGACAUAUGGUAGAAAACCACCAGAGAACGUGAUUCCCAAAGACGUCAAUAACUGUGGUGGUCUUCUGCCAUCGAUAAGAAUUAGCGUCGAAUCUCAAGUGAUGUUGAGACGCAAUAUCUCCGUCUCUGAAGGGCUAGUAAAUGGAGCUAUGGGUAUAAUAAAAAAAAUCAAAUGGCCGGCCUUGAGGAGAGAUCAACUGGAGGAUGGAGAGCUACCAGAAGCCGUGUACAUUAAAUUUGAUGACGAAACUAUCGGUCGCAGGCUAAAAGAUAGUAAUGGUUGCGUACCCAUACCUCCAUCAAGUACAACAUUUCAGGCAGUAAGGGGUUACGGAGAUGUGGAGCGCCGUAUGCUGCCUCUAAUAUUAAGCUGGGCAGUUACAGUUCACAAACUACAGGGUACGACCCUCGAAAGAGCUGUGAUUGACCUUGGAAAGAAAAACUUCGCAAAAGGGCAAAUAUAUGUGGCACUAAGUCGUGUUAAAAGUUUGGAAGGCAUAGCUUUAUCAGAUUUGGACGCCAACUAUUAA
Messenger RNA from Parnassius apollo (apollo), 660 nucleotides. The record is from the annotation of a GenBank genome assembly. Lineage: Eukaryota; Metazoa; Arthropoda; Insecta; Lepidoptera; Papilionidae.